Molecule: messenger RNA, 1194 nt
Organism: Lodderomyces beijingensis
Lineage: Eukaryota; Fungi; Ascomycota; Pichiomycetes; Serinales; Debaryomycetaceae
Source: the annotation of a GenBank genome assembly
AUGAAGUUUUUAACACUAACGAAUGCAUUCGUGACGCUCAUAUGGACGAUGGCAUCCAUAGUCAUGGCCGAUAAAGCACCAAGAAUCAAAAAGAACCCCAGUAAUAUAGUAGCCAUUGCCGACUUUCCCUUUGGUGGAAACAAGGACAUUAAAGGUAAUGUAGUCUUUACGGCAUCACAAGGUAAUUACGUCAAUGUCCACAUCGAUAUGACGGGUUUCCCCAAGGACUGUGGUCCCUUCUACUACCACAUCCACGAAAGAUCCGUUCCUGAAAAUGGCAAUUGUGACGCUUGCGGUUUACAUUUCAACCCUUAUGAUGCUAGUUUCGAUUGUGCUAAUCAAAAAUCUGACUCCUAUUGCCAAGUCGGUGACUUAUCUGGUAAGCAUGGCUUGAUCAAUACCACAUGUUUUGACGACAAAUACUGCGACGAAUACCUUAGCUUGAACAAGAGAUCCAAGAGCUAUAUAGUUGGCAAGAGCUUGGUUUUCCAUUAUCCCAAUAUGACGAAAUUGGCCUGUGCUGAUAUCGAAUGCGCUACCGACAUUAGAAUCCAGAGCUUGAUUGAAGACUACGUGCAAAGCGAUGAUGCUUUGCAAAUCAAGGAAUUGAACCAAUUGUCCACUUCGGAUGAAAACUACAGUUUCGACGAGUUGGACGCAUUGCUGAAUGAGGUUUAUGAGAGUGAUGAACUCGAGGACGUCACCGUUGAAGCUGAAGAAGCCGACGCUGAAGCUGAAGCUGGACCUGGUCCAGAACAUGGUGGUGCAGGUGGUGCUGCUGCUGCUCAACAAGACAGCAGAGACGAAGAAGGUAAGAGAGAAGAUGAAUUUAGAACAGAGCCGCUUUAUGAACCACCGGCACUCGCACCAGCUCAUGAGCCCAGUGACAAGGCCAACAAGGGUUUAAAACACUUGAUCCAGGAUGUCAAAAUACUUCCGCUGAAAUUGGUAAACAAAACGAAAAAUCACUGGUCAAAGCAAGAUGAAGACGAGUUCGAAAGAAAGAAAAUGGAGAAAAUGCAAGCCCUUUACAAAAAUGGCCCACCAAAGCCAUUGCCUCCUUCGGAACAUAAAAACUAUAGCAAUGUCUCCGUGCCUUCUAUAACCAACGAAAAUGAUGCUGGACCAAUGACAAUAUUAAGCUCCUAUUUCGGAGGUUUCAUCAUUGCAUUCAUCGCUUUGCUUUUGCUUUAA